AACCAAACUAUGUAAUACAGCCAGAGAAGAAAAUGGCUUUUUUCUCCACUAAGAAGUUCACUAACAUCUUGAGAGUAAUAGUUGAGGAACAACAGGUGUCCGGAAGGGAUGAGUUACUGAGGAAAGAGUACACCAGGGAAUGAAGGCAAGAAUUCAUCUGCAUUAAUACCACCAUGCCAAGAUUCCCCACCAGGGUUAUGAGAUACAUCACCGCAGUUUGGGAUUAUCUGUAAAUCAUAAAGGAACAAACUCUGUCACCCUUCUGUCAUUGCUCCAGUAUUUAUCUGAUGAAAUGAGUAGAUAAAUAUGAGGCAAUUCAAAAGGUUUUAAAUCAAAUUUAAAUUGUAACAAGGAAUGGCUGUGUAUCUUGGGGUAAUGGAUAGAUAGGGGACACCCACCUACUAUAUAAAUGACUGCAUAACUGGAUAAUAUUGCUCGUGGAUGCCACCUGAAGGUGCAGGGAUCUGGUUGUUACAGAAUAAUCUGCAGGAGUUUAGCUGCUGUCAGACAUCUGUGUUCCUGGCCAUCCUGCAUUGCUGAAUACAUGACCCUGAAAAUGCAACUAAUUUCUACCAAAUCUUUAAUGAAUUCUGCAGCAAGACAUGGUCCUGGUAAUAAAGCUGCUACUCCUCACCUGCCUCUGGCCAACAGCUGUGCUAACCAGUGUCAGUUCUCAAAGUGAUCAUCAUCAUUUUCUUCAUCAUCAUCAUCAACAGAAAUGCUCAUCCAUGAAGAAGUAUAACAGCAAACGAGAUAUUAAAACGAGGAAAUUAGACAGCACCAAAGUACGCCCACUAAAGGCCGAGCAGCUUCUCCGCAUAGACAACCAUGACUUUGCAAUGAGACCUGGAUUUGGAGGAUCACCGAUACCAGUGGGCAUUGAUGUGCAGGUGGAAAGUAUUGACAGCAUUUCAGAAGUUGACAUGGACUUCACGAUGACCUUAUACCUCAGACAUUACUGGAAGGAUGAGAGGCUUUCAUUUCCUAGUACCAAAAACAGAAGCAUGACCUUUGAUGGAAGACUGAUCAAAAAGAUCUGGGUACCUGAUGUAUUUUUUGUCCAUUCCAAAAGAUCUUUCAUCCAUGAUACAACUAUGGAGAAUAUAAUGCUCCGAGUGUACCCUGAUGGCAAUGUACUCUUCAGCCUAAGGAUUACAGUUUCUUCCAUGUGUUUUAUGGAUUUCAGCCGAUUCCCUCUGGACACUCAGAACUGCUCUUUAGAACUGGAAAGUUAUGCUUAUAAUGAAGAUGAUCUAAUGCUGUACUGGAAACACGGGAAUGAGUCACUGAGCACGGAUGAGCACAUCUCCCUUUCCCAGUUCUUCAUUGAAGAGUUCAGUGCUUCUAGUGGACUAGCUUUCUACAGCAGUACUGGUUGGUACAACCGCCUUUUUAUAAACUUCGCCCUAAGAAGGCAUAUUUUCUUUUUUGUGUUACAAUCCUAUUUCCCAGCUAUGCUGAUGGUGAUGCUGUCCUGGGUUUCAUUUUGGAUUGACAGAAGAGCUGUUCCUGCCAGGGUAUCACUGGGCAUAACUACUGUGCUGACCAUGUCAACCAUAAUCACAGGAGUAAGUGCCUCAAUGCCUCAGGUGUCUUACAUAAAAGCUGUGGAUGUAUACUUAUGGAUCAGUUUUCUUUUUGUCUUCCUGUCUGUCAUCGAAUACGCAGCUGUGAAUUAUCUCACCACAGCAGAAGAGAGAAAACAACUCAAAAAAAGAGGGAAGGUUGCAGGAAUGUAUAACAUUGAUGCAGUACAAGCAAUGGCCUUUGAUGGCUGUUAUCAUGACAAUGAGGCUGACAUUGAUAUGACCACCUUUGCGGUCCACUCUGAAGACAGCUCAGCCCGGGGACGGACAGCCAGCAUCCCCAACCUAGAUGCAACCCGCAUAAAAAGGAAGAGAUCCUUGAAAGGAAAUGUGGGCAGGAUUAUUUUGCAGAACAAUCACAUCAUUGACACAUAUUCCAGGAUUAUAUUUCCCACUGUGUAUAUUUUAUUCAACUUUUUUUACUGGGGUUUGUAUGUAUGAAAGGAAAACACUAUAAUCUAUGCACUAUUUUGCAUGUAAGGAUCGCAGAAUCUGUGUUUUUUAAAAAACCAACAGCAAUAGAAGAAAUGUUUAAAAGUUUCUGAAAUUGAGUCAGACAUCGGUCAAGGGGAUGUUGGUUUGGUGACAGAAAAAUUAUGAAUUAAAAACCCAAAUAUUUCUGGCUUCUUCAUGCUUUGUAAGCUUUACUUCUGAAUGUUAAGAAGAUUUUUAAUUGGCCCACUCAGUGCUUCACUGUGGUAGCCUUCCUUGGGCUACUUCCACAGUUGCAUAGGAAUUUGCAUAUCAAGGGACCUUGCACCACACUGCUAAAUAGUUUACAGCUCCAGUAAAAGGGACUUAAACGUAUUAUCCAGUCUAGCAUGCUGUAACCAUUCCUCUCUAUUCAGCCUCUCUGCUCAUUCCCUAUUUGUGACCCAGGCAAGUAUGAUGCAGUCAGCAUGAGAAUUCUUCUCCAAAUGUCUCCUCUCUGUCUUCGCUUCCUGCAUUCCUGUUGUGCUGGUCAGUUUGCUAUAUACCUCAGUAGCCUUUGUGCUUGGAUGGCAGUUUGGUGGAAGGGGAUGAUGGAUGAGCAGUGAACUGGGGACCAGCCACAGGCAGGAAGUGAGCUGGAUGGAGUUCUGCGCAUUGUACAUCAUUAAGGCCUCACACAACCUGAGGCUGUCUCUGACUUCCGUGCAGCCACUAGUGUUUUGGAGUGACCUUAGAUCAUCAUUCCUUGAAAUGUUGACAGUAUUUUAAUAGCUAGGGGCAGUCUUGGCUGGAUGAAUGGGCUGGUACAAGGAGCAGACCUGUCAACUAUACUUCUUUACAAGAUAUGUCACUCAUUUUGAACCCCAUCUAAUUCAGCCUCACACAAACUCGCUGUUACCUUCCUGCUUCCAUAAAUUAUUCAGAUCGGAACUCUUAAGGCUGGUAUUUUAGAAAACUUUAUAAAGGGAAAAGGGAAAAAAAUCCCCACUUGUUACAAGAUUCUGGCUCUUCUAUUUUUUAUUGUACACAUCAGUUUGGGUUUUUAUCUCACAUCUUGGUCUUGGAGGUUGAAAGUUCUGGUGAGGAGAAGCUUUGAAGGCUGCUUAGUACUAUGAUUCUGAUCUUAGUCAAGGUACUGAAGAUCACGGAGAGUGAGAAACUACAACGUAGAGGAAAUUAAAGGAAAAAGUUAUGCAGAAGCAGAGCCACAUUCUCUCAACCUGUCAAUCCCCAGAAGGAAUCCUGCAUCGAUUUCCCUUUAGUUCAGGCAAUGGGGAGUCAAACGUAGGGAACCAAGGCAAAAAGAAGCUCAGCAACAGCAAAAAAGAAUCAAGUAAUUAUGGAAUUACUUGUGUGACUUGUCCAAAUUAGUAGCACUCUCCAUAGGAAUUAUUUGUCUCUCAUUAAUAAAAUGAAUUCCAUGUGGAGAUGUGUGUUGGUAGAAAAUGUCAAAAGCUAAAUGCCUGCCACUGCUGGGUUAAAAUAAAGGAAAUGGAAAUAAAGUUGAAAGCAUGAAUCAUUUUCUGGCAUAUAUGAUUUCACUGCUGUGAUACUAUUUGUUCAUAGAAUGAUGAUGUUUGCUACUCUGCAAAAAGCAUUGUCAAGAUCCCAAAUAUGGAUUUGGAAAAGUUGGCGAAUCACUGCACACAGGGAGAUUGAAAUCCAUGGAGUGAGUGGGAUUUUUGGCAACCACUUUACUGUCAAACAAAUUAUCAGUGCUAAUAUUGUUUGAUACUGGUCCAGGGAAUCCUGUCACAGAAAGCAGAACUGUGCAUUUGGAAUGACAGUGUUGGGAAAGUAAAUCCAAAGGACACAGAGAUCGUACAACAAAGCCUUGGUAUUAGCACAUGAGGCCUCAGGAUGAGCAGAUUUAUGUUGUAUAAAAAAAGUUAAUACAGCAUCCUUAUUGUGCCACCAUUUCCACCCACAGAUUACCCACUCUACCCUACACAUAUGCUCCAGUUUGUCUGAGAAGGUCCCAUCCAAUUGUUCCAGUUGUGCUCUCUCAAAUUUUUAACCCUAUGAAUUACUGUAAAAACAUCACAAUACAAAUUGUUGUUUGCUGUAUUGGAACAAAUAUUUUCCCAGUAUCUGAAGGGUACACAGCUACCAGUUUAAAUAAUACCACUGGAACUUCUUGGUUGUAAUUAGGUAAUUCCUAUUCUAAAAUUCUUACUGAAUAGUUGAUAGCAAAAGUUCCAUAAUACUGAAUGCGCAACUCCUAAAACAGCCUGGCAAAUGGGAGAGAAAGUGGAGAUGUUUACAAAGGGAGAGGAAAAAAGUUCUCUGUAUUUCCUUUCAUAGCACAAUUUCUUUAGUCUUCUGAUGCACUAGGCUAGUUUAAUUUGUUCUGAAAGCUGCCCGUUCCAAUUAGAAAGCAAUUGUUUUGCUUGGUGGAAGAAACAGGUAUUUACAUUGAUACAGAAAGUAAAUACAAAAGUAGCCAUUGGUAAAGUGCUUUCAACAGGAAAAGCACAAUGUAAAUGCUAAGUUAAAAUGCCCAAACAAAGAUAUGCCAUUUGCUCAGACAGUCUACACACGUUGCAUACAUUGGCUGGGAAGCUUAUAAUUUUUUGACAAUGCAAUGGGAGAUGAUGCUGAACAUAUUGUAGUAAAUUUUCAAAGGGCUGCAGAAAGACUUUGUUCACAAACCCAUUACAUGUAUGAUUAAUAAAUAAUUACAAUCAGCACUUAUAUACCAUAUUUCAUCUUCACAGAGCUCUCCAAACAUCAAGUUACUAAUCUUUACAGAACCCUUUUGAAGUAAGUAUCUUCCAGAUCGAGAAAGUGACAGACAUUUCUUAGUACAGUCAGUUUCUUUAGUGUUGACACACUAUUUGAGGGAACUCUUAUGGUUAUUUGCAAACAUUCAGGUAAACCAGGUUUUAUCCACAAGUUCAUUCAAUGAAAGUUAAAAUGUCACAAAUACUUAUGCAAAUAUGCAGCUGUAUGGGGGCUUGUACACCACCAUUUAUGUCGGUAUAACUUAUGUCGCUCAGGGGUGUGAAUAAGCUGCGCCCUUGAGUGAUGUAAGUUACACCGACUUAAGUGCUGGUGUGGACAGUGCUAUGUCAGCAGGAGAGCCUCUCAUGGAGGUGGGAGCUCUCUCAUCGGCAUAGCGUCUACAGCAGCACAGCGCUUCUUGUGUAGACUAGCUUGAGUUUUCACUCCAGAAGCAUUCACACAGUGAUUCUGAAAACCCUUUGUGGGUUUGGGAAUUAACCAAUCAAGGAGCAGAAAUAACACCAUGUGAUGACUUAGGUCACAGUGACCAAUCACACUGUAGGAUCUGGGCCCCAUAUUUUUAGCAUAUGUUGAUACAUCAAUCAGUAUGAAGAAAUCAGACAUCCUUUAUCGCAGGAGCGGGUGGGUGAGAUUCUGUGGCCUGCAUUGUGCAGGAGGUCGGACUAGAUGAUCAUAAUGGUCCUUUCUGACCUUAGUAUCUGUGAAUUUAUGAAUUGUUGAUGUAAGCUUCAAUACCACAAACCUCAAAGUCUGGAGAGUGACUCUGAUCUUUAAAGACUGAUAACAAGAGACAGUGGUACAUUUAUAUAUGCAUAUAAUUUGCAUGGAGAGGUAUGCAGUAGCUCAUCUCAAGUGGUCUGUUUUUCAAAGAGCUCAAAAUAAACACCAUUGCAGGUACCCAGAUAUCUUUGGAGUGAUAACAUGGAAUUUAUACAUUUAAAUAAAUUUUGCUAAUUAUGCUGAAUGCUGG
Caretta caretta (loggerhead turtle) is the source of this 5733-nucleotide messenger RNA. It is a transcript of the gene GABRR3, whose product is annotated as gamma-aminobutyric acid type A receptor subunit rho3. Gene Ontology annotation, molecular function: transmembrane signaling receptor activity; extracellular ligand-gated monoatomic ion channel activity. The record is from RefSeq and is a predicted model, not a curated record. Gene Ontology annotation, cellular component: membrane. Gene Ontology annotation, biological process: monoatomic ion transmembrane transport. Lineage: Eukaryota; Metazoa; Chordata; Testudines; Cheloniidae.